Didymodactylos carnosus is the source of this 252-nucleotide messenger RNA. Lineage: Eukaryota; Metazoa; Rotifera; Eurotatoria; Philodinida; Philodinidae. The record is from the annotation of a GenBank genome assembly.
AUGGACUUAUGUGAUAAAUGUGAUAUGAAUAUGCCAAAUGAACAACGUGUUUUGUAUCUGCGACGUGGUCUGAGACCAGAAUUGAAGCAUUAUGUACUGAUUUAUCAACCAUCUACACCGUUAGAAUUUCUUACAAUAAUGCAAGCAGAUGAAAAGCUACAACUGGACGAAAAUGCUUUUGGGUUAGACGGCGAAGACCCAACAACAACACAACAACGAAAAAGUCAACAAACAACAUGGAAUAAUCAAUAA